GGAACAAGAAGCAAGCGAAUAAAGGCUGCUGAAAAGGUUGCUUGCCGGUCAACGCGGUGGAGAUAAUGGAGAGCUAAUUGGGCCUCACAGGGUCGUGUCUUGUGUAGACUGCGGCUGGCGGUGCGACAGUCAAGAAUGCUCGUUCUGUGACUGGGUUGAAUCGAAGGCGGCGGCUUACGGAAUUCGGACUUCACUUUUGUGUGUACACGUAUUCCGAAGAUUUGACAGAGUGUGCAAACGAGUGGUUCCCGUCCUGGCUGUUCUUUGUGGAGGAAGCAGAUGUUUCACAAUCUUGUCAGCGCCCUGAUUCUCGCUCUCGACAGAGCGGCGUUUUUCUGAAACAGAAAGCAGAGUCGCGAGAAAUCUCUUGUGACGCACCCUCUUGUGUCUUACGAACUGACGUCAAAAGCGCGUGUCUGGGGGACGUUGUCAAGACAGCCGUACGCGGUCGGAUGUGUGCGUAUGUGUGUCGAAAACCAGCCGGUUUCCGCGAAAACGAGCAACCUGCUCCGCGCUGACCACGGCGCCGCGUUUUGCCCCUGACGUUGUACGCCGUGCAGAGAAGCGAUCUGUCCGUCUGCAGUCGGCGAAGAGCGGGAGCUUUCUCUUUGCAGCUGUGAGGCUCGCGGAGUCGUUGUAAUCGUGUGUGGACCAGCGCGGGUCGCCGCAGUUCGCGCCGGUUGGUUGUCCGGAUGCAUCGCGAGUCGCGGCUAGAGAAAGGCUGGUUUUCUUUCUUGUCGCGAAGGUGCGAGUCGCGAAACUCCGAGACGCCAUUUUUCUUCUGCGAAGGAAAUGAUGGAAGCUGCGGAUGCGGCUCACGACCGGCUGCCCGCACCCACGGGCCUGUACGCGGAUCCGCGUUUCCACCUGUUUGUAGAGAAAGUCAGUCGCUCUUCUUCAGUCAAAAGUUUUUGCGCGUGUGGAGAGCGGGACGCCGGCCCUGAGACGAGCCUGUUCUGCUCAGAUGGCGUCUGGACGAAAACCGCACUCGCCGAUCCGGAAGGCGACGAGCUGGAGGAACUUGCGCGGUCGUUUCGCUGGCUCCAACUGACUAAUGUAUCCCCGUCGCUGGUCAAGAAGCGAGGCCAGGCGCUGCAAAUCGAAGAGGAGAAACGAGACCCGGAAAACUCACCGCUGCUGACGGAGGCGUGUGCCGCCGGUCAUGCGCCGGAGCUCUGCGCACCGGGAGUCUGCACAGCAGAGUCGGGCAGAGACUCGCCGGCGGCCGGUGCCGCUCUGCGAGAACAUCCGCCGUUCGCGACGCAUUUCGGCAAUCUCGACGGCGGUUCACGCAGCGAUGCAGAUUUGAGACCACGGCAAGUAGCAGGUUCUCCGUGGCUCGCAUCCGACAAGGCGGUUCCGCCCGGCGCGGCGCCGGACGCCGCGGCGACGGCGCGUUCCGGUUCGCUGCGCGGCGCUUCUCUGUUUCUGCAAAAAAGGAGGCGAGCGUUGCCGAAGACGAUUCGUGCGUUGGAGACGCAGAAAACAGGUCGAGAGGCAGUGCCAAGGCAGAGCGGCAGUGCCUCGCCCCGUCCCCAGAAAAGUGCAGAGUCGAGCGUCCACAGACACGCAGGGAGUUUGGGGAGGAGAGCGAGCAUUCCUACGACAGUUUCAUAAUCAGGGAAACCGAAAUACCACAGAAACAAAACUGUUUUUUGAGCAGCACACUCUCUCACACUCUCCUCAAAGAGCCAUACAUUACUGCCGGCAUGCACACAUACACACACAUGCAUGUAUGUGUGUACGCAUAUAUCUGUAUACACGCCAGUGUGAAUUCGGCGACAGUGUUGGAGAUGCGGCAGGCGCUUGGUUUGUGAGCGCUCGUCUGUUUUUUUGAGAACUUCUCUUCGAGUGACCGAGUUGCGCGGUUCUUUUGAACGCGGAAUGGGGUCACUCCGUCUUCAUCGGGAAAAACGUGAAAAUGUGUUUCACACGGUCCACGUCCGAAUCUGUGGGCGUUUGCUUCAGUGGAAAUAGGUAAACUCUUCCCCCGGCACCCGAACGGAGUCUCGCAAGUUCGUGGAUAUGUGCACAUCCCUGCCCCCAUGUUUGCUUAUGGUACUGGUAUUCUUCUACAUUUUCAAUCCGUGGCUCUGUAUUUUCAUACACGUUCGCGGAUGAGCGUCGGGGCGACCGAUGGAGGAGUCGAGAAUUAUUUUUGAGUCAACACCGCGUUUCCGUGCUUUUUGUGUCUCUGCAUAACUCCACGGUUCAUUCCCGUGCUUUUUUUGACAAGCGGAGAGGCCGUAGGCGACCGCCGCGAAAACAUACGUCUGCCCGCGUGAACGCAUGCGCACACAUACACAACGUUUGCUCGGGUCUCUGCUCACAAACGACUGCCGACGUCUUCCUAAAUGUGUACAUAAGUCUUUGCUCGCAUACGGAUGGGCAUCUCUUGGCGUCUGUGUGGCUACCGCAUGCACGGUGUCGUCUGCGGGUGCGGUGUUACACGUUUGAAAAAAAGUUCGCUUUGUGGAGGCAGUUCCGGUCUUUGUCUCUUCUCUCCAAGGAGAAACUCCACCAGAGCUCGUGGAGUAGGACGUAGCUCGUGAAAGGUGCCUGCGGCAUUCACACCCGUCUGUGGUCCACGCGAAACAGUGCAUGCAAUCCAGUGCACGCAAGUGCGCAAGUGAGUGUUUCUGGAGGAACUCUGUGAAAUUGGCGACGUAAGCGAAGAAUCGAAGAAGCGCAGCGACUCAACACAUAAAUGCGUGUACACCGUCUCUGGAAAUGGUCACGGAAAGUCAGAGUAAAUCCGAGUCCGUUCGCAUUUGUUCGAGUGUCUCGCGGACCCCUUGGCGCGGUGUCUGUACACUCCGGCAGCACGUGGUGACCCAGAAUGGACAGAACUGAAGACAGUCUCCAAUCCAGACAAACUCAAGAGUCGAGAGCUCACUCGCUUCCCGUGCACACCUCCAAAUAUUUUCGUAUAUAUAUAUAUAUAUAUAUAUUACACUUGAAUACGGACACAUAUUGAUAGGUAUGCGUGAUGUACGUAGAUAUGUUUGUUGAGAAGUUCCAGUUCGGAAAAGUCAAAAACAAGCUCGUAGCAGAAACCAGGAUAUAGUCUUCUGACCAAAGAGGGGAACUCCGUUGACAGUCAUCGCCGUACUGUUCGCAGACACACCGUCUUCUUCACAGGUGGAGUGUAUGUACAGCGAGUAGGCAGCUUUUUAGUUUGCGAGGGAAGUGGAUUUCUCGCCAAGCCUCUGUUGGCGAACACGGUCUCUGUGUGUUUUUCUAGAUUGGUCGGAGGCGAAAAAGAGCGCGUCUUCGCAACUCGCGCGUUUCUUCGGCUUAGCAUCCGAAAAUCCAAAAAGACGGCCGUCCGUAUUGCCCCGCUUCUGUAUGAUCGUAUCUCUUCACAGACCCUCUCUGUUAAAAGCAA
Toxoplasma gondii ME49 is the source of this 3388-nucleotide messenger RNA. RefSeq lists its product as hypothetical. Bases 793 to 1617 code for a protein of 274 amino acids. The record is from RefSeq and is a predicted model, not a curated record. Lineage: Eukaryota; Apicomplexa; Conoidasida; Eucoccidiorida; Sarcocystidae. The transcript has a single exon.